This is a messenger RNA of Ylistrum balloti, 2210 nucleotides long. RefSeq lists its product as uncharacterized. The record is from RefSeq and is a predicted model, not a curated record. Bases 3 to 734 code for a protein of 243 amino acids. NCBI's taxonomy places the organism in Eukaryota, Metazoa, Mollusca, Bivalvia, Pectinida, Pectinidae. The transcript is spliced from 4 exons.
CCAUGGGUAUCAAACGGAUCUGUAACCCUGCCGUCAUGUACACCAAGCGUGUCCCUGCCGCUCUCCUCUUCAUCUUCUGUUGUAUGAUCAUCAGCGUCUAUGUUACAUACUUUAACCAUGGACCACCCGAGGACAUAAUGAAUCGGAACAGAAAUCAGGGACAAGGUGUUGAAUCGUCAAACGAUGACAAGGAAUUGCGUCUCACAAAAAGAGACGAAUCAAAAGAUAUUGGCGAGGAGGAAGACGGGGGUGACGAUGAAGUGAUCAAGGAUGAAGAUAAUCCAGACUUUGUGGAGUCGAAGAAAUUAUGGGAUGAUUUUAUAAAGGCAAACAAUUAUGUGUCUAUAGGCGAUCUCUACAGUGGCUGUGAGGUAGGUGACAGAGUACUGGUCGGGAAGACGAUAAUGCUGCCAGAUAAAAAGAAAGGAGGGAUAAAAUCGAGAACUUUCUUAAACUUUACAUUUGAGGAAGACUACACGGGAGGAGAAUUUGUCUUGGAAGUUAAGUAUAAUAACAAGGACUUAUAUGAUAAUCACUGGGAUAUGUGCACACUUGACGACCAGCAACCAGACCGGCUCAUCUUCUGUCCAUAUAAAGCUAACGCUCAAUGGUCAUGGGUCAAGGACAAAAAGAUUCCUGGCUAUCUUCCAAAGGGACGGUACGAGACGAAAGCGUAUAUUACAAACCAGGACGAAAAGCGUGUUCUGUGUGGAUAUUCAUUGUUCGUUCUUUAAUGAAGCACUCCUUCCAUUGAGCUAUCUCAGGACUAACCUAAAGAUCUGUUUACUUCCGACGACAACAUUGUUAGUUACUAACCACUAUCUUGUGUGGUGGUGAUACGGUUAGAAUGUGUUUGAUGGGGAUUGCUGAUAUGAUCUAGUCAGAGACAACGAAUGGUUAAACCUCCACUACAUAACGAUAUUUAUACAUGUAUUACACAUUAAUUCAUUGCAUCGCUGUUAAUGACUAAAUAGUCUAUUUUAUUUGUGAAUACGUAAUUAGUUUUGUUAUCAAAUCAGCUCUUGUUGAACUUUGUUCAAAUUUGCGGAGUUUUCAUUGCACGAUGUCAUAUAUUGAUUAUCUGUGAGUAUUUGACAUAUUCUUUCGUGUUCAUCAUUUUUUAAUUCAAGUUACAAAGUGAAAAUAACAAAUUUAUUCAAUUAUUGGGCUAGGACACCUCCCCGUCUAGAUUUUGAUUUUUGUUUCGAUCACUUUGGAUUUUCCUCAGUCGCCUCCAAGACUUCAAAAUUCAGGCCCUUAGCAUCAAGGACGUGUCCUAGAAGGACGAAACAGCUGUAUGAUGCAGAUUGAUUACUAUUUGGCUCUCCCGUAUUUAUCUCUUAAGUUUGUAUUUAAAAGUGUCCUUCACUUGUGUUUUUGCACAAUCUUUGUAAGUCGUAAAUGUUAUCUUAAUGUAUGUAUGUUAUAUUGAUGAUAGUAUUUUGUAACCAUUGAAGUAAUAUCGAGAUAAGAGGAAAAUGUGAGAAGUUAUUUGUGAGCUCACAAUUUUCUAAACUUACUGAUGUUUUUUAGAAAGCAACAAAACAGUUGUUUUAAUUUGAUUUGUGCCUGGAUUUUAUUUCCAUGUCAUGGUCACAAGCAUUCUCGUUUUCAUGUUUAUCUUAAUUUAUAUUGAUAGUUAAUUUCUGUAUGUGACAAAUGGCCUAUUAAGGAUAUUACACUUCACGUGACACACGUCUAUACACGUAUAGGUGAUGUUGUCGAAUACCUCGAACUCUUUUUACUUGAAUACCCUGUAUAAUUCGAAAACAUUCGUCGGUCCCGGCCAAACUUCACACGAAACAUUCGAACUUACUUAAAUGAAAUAUUUGUAAAACUCCAAGUUUUCCCACAGUCCAGGCGAAUUCGAGAUAAAGAGGUUUGACUUAUAACUACCAAGAUCAGCAACACUGAUGAAUUCAAAAAUUAUUCUGAAACGAAAGUAUUCAUCGAAUUCAAUUUGAUAAAGAUUACGGUGUAGAUUACAAGCCAGUGUAUCAAACCCCUCUAGUGAAAUAUAUUGCAGUUCGUACAGCUUGUUAUCUGCUCUUAAUCUGCAAUACUAAUAUAGAAAGUGUAUUGUAACUUGCCAAAGAUGUAUGUGUUAUAUUUUAUAAGGCAUAGCAACAUUGUGGAAUUCUGUGUUGAUAUCUGAAAAUAUAUUGAAUUCAUUGUUUCAAAAGUAUACAGAAUAAAAGUGUUGCAAAUAA